AGCAUUGUCAUUUAUAAUAUCUAACAGUUUUAUCUACUUUGACUUGUGGCUUAAAGGGGCAAUUUUGUUGUGGAUAUAUAUAUAUAACCACCUUUCCUCUAGUUUGACUUGUAGUUGAAGGAAACUAUGAUGCUAUACCUUGCUACCAUUUGUCUCCAUUUCACAUCUAACCAAUGCACAAUGCAAGAGCCUCUUCUCACUAAUGGAGAAACACAUUCACCAAGUAUACCAUUACUCAAGGAACAAUCUUUCCAUGAUCCUGCUCCUUCCCCGUCACUGCUUCAAUCAGGUUCUCAUAUCAUCAAUGAAUCCAAACACCCUUCUUUUAUUAACCUCAUAGCCAACUUGAGCAUCGCGAAAACGAAGAUCAUUCACCGCUCUCGUUCUGCUCCGUCCAUUUUAUUCACUGACAUGAAGGUAGAUUUUCAUGAGCCAUUUGAAAACAGACCUGCGUAUAAAUCAUCGGCUUUACUUGUGAGGCUGUGUUUCAUUAUUGUUUUAUUCUAUGUGGCUGUUGGUGUAACGAUGUACAUGAUAAGUGGGAGUUUUAAGGGAACUACUACAUUUAGACCUGUAGAUGCUGUGUAUUUUGCAGUGGUAACUCUGUCCACUAUUGGAUACGGAGAUAUCGUUCCAGAUACCAUAUUUGCGAAGAUGUUUACAUGUUGUUUCAUUUUGGUUGGUUUUGGAUUCAUCGGUUUUAUGCUUAAUGAGUUAGUAGUAUACAUUUGUGAUACACACGAGGCGUUUUUAUUGAGCAUGAUGGAUGAGAAUAGAUACAAGAAAAUUCUGACGACUUACAUGGUUGAUGAAGAGAAAGGAAGAAUGAGGAUAAGAAUGAAAGUUUGUGUUGCUUCGAUUGUUGUUAUUGUCUGCAUUGCUAUUGGAACGAUUACAGCACAUUUUGUAGAGGAUCUGAAUUGGGCUGACAGUUUUUAUCUUUCGAUUACUUCUGUCACAACGGUUGGUUAUGGAGAUUUUUCUUUCAAAACAUUAGCUGGAAGAUGUUUCGCGAUUCUGUGGCUUUUGGUAAGCACGUUGGCAGUUGCGAGGGCGUUUUUGUACCUCACUGAUUAUAGUCUGCAAAAGAGAAGCCGCGAGAUGGCGAAAAGGGUUCUUGAAAAGAAGAUAACUUUGUCGGAUUUAGCAGCUGCAGAUCUUGAUAAUGAUGGAUCAAUCAGUAAAUCGGACUUUGUCAUAUACAAGCUUAAGCAAAUGGGGAAGAUUACUGAGAUAGACAUUCUACAAAUUAGCAAACAAUUUGAUUCCUUGGACCAUGGCAUCUACGGCAAGAUCACCUUAGCUGAUCUCAUGGAAACUGUAUAGUUCAACUAUCUCAUAUGAAAGUGUAGACCAGUGCACGAGACCGGCAAUAUUCAGGACUUCGGACAUUUUGCAAACUUGUCCCGUGAGUGGCGAACCAGAAUCAGGCUUUCAGCAACUAAAACCUGUGAUCACAUCAUCAAGUCAUAAAGUUAACCUUAAUGUUGGAUCAUCUUUUAUUCUUUUGAAAGCCAAAGGGAAGUAUCCUACGUUGAAUCAAACUCC
Molecule: messenger RNA, 1548 nt
Organism: Lathyrus oleraceus (garden pea)
Lineage: Eukaryota; Viridiplantae; Streptophyta; Magnoliopsida; Fabales; Fabaceae
Product: two-pore potassium channel 3
Exons: 2
Coding region: 127-1326 (399 amino acids)
Biological process (GO): potassium ion transmembrane transport; stabilization of membrane potential
Cellular component (GO): plasma membrane; plant-type vacuole membrane
Molecular function (GO): potassium ion leak channel activity; outward rectifier potassium channel activity
Source: RefSeq, a predicted model, not a curated record